GAAGGAGAGGUGAUCUUGUCCGGACGCCUCGUCCCGUUCGUCCCUUCCUUCUCUCAGCCUAGUGUCCGAUCCCCUCCACCCCCCGACCCUGGGCACGCCCUACACCUCCUUGGAGUGCGCCGCAGCUUUGGGGGUGGAAUUCGUCUUCCUACUGCCAGGAGACCCGCCCCGUCCCGCCCGGGAGUCCCGCCCACCCUGCUGUCCACUAGGCUAGAGAGAGCUGCCGGCGGGGCCAGCUUGGGAACGCGGUGGCCGUCUUCGGGUCUUGUUAUUGCUCGAGUCUGGCCUGGGUCUGGAAAGGCAGGAGUUUCCUAGUGAAUCCUGCGCCUGGGGAGCUCGUGUGAGGCUUCAGGACAAAAAUGUUUCAUUUACGGACUUGUGCUGCUAAAUUGAGGCCGUUGACGGCCUCACAGACUGUUAAGACACUUUCACAAAACAGGCCAGCAGCAGCUAGGACGUUUCAACAAAUUAGGUGCUAUGGUGCACCUGUGGCUACUGAGCCCUUUUUGAGUGGGACUAGUUCAAAUUAUGUGGAGGAAAUGUACUAUGCUUGGUUGGAAAACCCAAAAAGUGUACAUAAGUCAUGGGACAUAUUCUUUCGAAACGCCAAUGCUGGAGCCCCACCGGGCACUGCCUACCAAAGCCCCCCUCCCCUGAGUGGCUCCCUGUCAUCACUGACCCAAGCCCAGUCUCUAGUUCACUCCCAGCCGAAUGUAGAUAAGCUCGUGGAAGACCAUCUUGCAGUUCAGUCUCUAAUCAGGGCAUAUCAGGUCAGGGGUCACCACAUUGCAAAACUUGAUCCCCUCGGCAUUAGUUGUGUAAAUUUUGAUGAUGCACCAGUAACUGUUUCUUCAAACGUUGAUCUCGCCGUUUUCCAGGAGCGACUCCGAAUGCUAACUGUAGGAGGGUUUUACGGACUGGACGAAUCGGACCUUGACAAGGUCUUCCACUUGCCCACUACUACUUUCAUUGGGGGAAAGGAAUCUGCCCUUCCACUUCGAGAGAUCAUCCGUCGACUAGAGAUGGCUUAUUGCCAGCAUAUUGGAGUGGAAUUCAUGUUUAUCAAUGACCUGGAGCAGUGCCAGUGGAUCAGACAGAAAUUUGAGACUCCAGGCAUCAUGCAGUUCACAAAUGAGGAGAAACGCACUCUACUAGCAAGACUGGUUCGGUCAACUAGGUUUGAAGAAUUCCUGCAACGAAAGUGGUCAUCUGAGAAACGAUUUGGCUUGGAAGGUUGUGAAGUAUUGAUACCAGCUCUGAAGACUAUAAUCGACAAGUCAAGUGAAAAUGGAGUGGAUUAUGUGAUAAUGGGAAUGCCACACAGAGGGCGGCUGAAUGUGCUUGCAAAUGUGAUCAGGAAGGAACUGGAACAGAUUUUCUGUCAAUUCGAUUCAAAAUUGGAGGCGGCUGAUGAGGGUUCUGGAGAUGUGAAGUAUCACUUGGGCAUGUAUCACCGGAGGAUUAACCGAGUAACAGACAGAAACAUCACACUGUCACUGGUGGCCAACCCAUCUCACCUGGAGGCUGCUGACCCAGUGGUUAUGGGAAAAACCAAAGCUGAGCAGUUUUAUUGUGGGGAUACUGAAGGAAAGAAGGUAAUGUCCAUCCUUCUACAUGGAGAUGCUGCAUUUGCUGGGCAGGGUAUUGUGUAUGAGACAUUCCACUUGAGUGACCUUCCUUCCUACACUACGCAUGGCACUGUACAUGUUGUCGUUAACAAUCAGAUUGGCUUUACCACAGACCCCCGCAUGGCCCGUUCUUCUCCAUACCCUACUGAUGUGGCUCGUGUGGUGAAUGCACCAAUUUUCCAUGUGAAUGCUGAUGAUCCUGAAGCAGUUAUGUAUGUAUGCAAUGUGGCUGCAGAAUGGAGGAGCACUUUUCAUAAGGAUGUGGUUGUGGAUUUGGUAUGUUACCGACGUAAUGGUCACAAUGAAAUGGAUGAACCUAUGUUCACUCAGCCCCUCAUGUACAAGCAGAUAAGAAAACAGAAACCUGUGUUGCAGAAAUAUGCCGAGACCUUGGUCUCCCAGGGAGUGGUCAAUCAGCCUGAAUAUGAGGAGGAGAUUUCCAAGUAUGAUAAGAUCUGUGAGGAGGCCUUUGCCAGAUCUAAAGAUGAGAAGAUCCUUCACAUCAAGCACUGGCUUGAUUCACCUUGGCCUGGUUUUUUUACUCUGGAUGGACAGCCCAGGAGUAUGACUUGCCCUUCAACUGGUCUAACUGAAGAGGUUCUGACACACAUAGGAAAUGUAGCCAGCUCUGUUCCUGUGGAGAAUUUCACCAUUCAUGGGGGCCUGAGGCGGAUUCUGAAAACUCGUGGAGAAAUGGUAAAGAAUCGAACAGUAGACUGGGCCCUUGCUGAGUACAUGGCCUUUGGCUCACUCCUGAAAGAAGGGAUCCACAUUCGGCUCAGCGGCCAGGAUGUUGAACGGGGGACCUUCAGCCAUCGUCACCAUGUGCUGCAUGACCAGAAUGUAGACAAGAGGAUCUGCAUUCCCAUGAACCACCUCUGGCCCAACCAGGCUCCAUAUACAGUCUGCAAUAGCUCUCUUUCUGAAUAUGGAGUCUUAGGCUUUGAGCUGGGCUUUGCUAUGGCGAGUCCUAAUGCCCUCGUUCUUUGGGAGGCUCAGUUUGGUGACUUCCACAACACUGCUCAGUGCAUCAUUGACCAGUUCAUCUGCCCGGGACAGGCCAAGUGGGUUCGACAGAAUGGCAUUGUGUUGCUGUUACCCCAUGGCAUGGAAGGAAUGGGUCCAGAGCAUUCAUCAGCCAGACCGGAGAGGUUUUUGCAGAUGUGCAAUGAUGACCCAGAUGUCUUCCCUAAACUGGAUGACUUUGAUGUGCGUCAACUCUAUGACUGCAACUGGAUUGUUGUUAAUUGUUCCACCCCUGCCAACUUCUUCCAUGUCCUAAGACGGCAGAUCCUGCUGCCCUUCCGGAAGCCGUUGAUCGUCUUCACUCCAAAGUCACUGCUGCGUCACCCUGAAGCCAGGUCCAGCUUUGAUGACAUGCUGCCAGGAAGCAACUUCCUGCGUAUUAUCCCAGACAGUGGCCCUGCAUCCCAGAACCCAGAAAACACCAAGAGACUUCUCUUCUGUACUGGCAAGGUGUACUAUGACCUUACCCGAGAGCGACAGGCCCGAAACAUGGAGGCAGAUGUGGCUAUCACCAGGAUUGAGCAACUCUCCCCAUUCCCCUUUGACCUCCUGCAGAAGGAAGUGCUGAAGUACCCUAAUGCAGAGCUGGCCUGGUGCCAGGAAGAGCAUAAAAAUCAGGGUUACUAUGACUACGUGAAGCCAAGACUUCGUACAACCAUAGACCGAGCCAAACCUAUCUGGUAUGCUGGGCGGGAUCCUGCUGCUGCCCCAGCCACAGGCAACAAGAAGACACAUCUGACAGAGCUGCAACGUCUCCUGGAUACUGCUUUUGAUCUGGACGCUUUCAAGGGUUUAUCCUAAGCACUGGCCAUAGCUACUUGGACCCUACCUUCUGUCUGUCUGUAUAUCCAUGUCUGCCACUCACCUCUUCUCUUAACUCCAGACUUGAUCAACUAAAGCGUGGCACCCAGCUUCUCCCCCAAAUCUCUGCUUGUUCCUUAUUGUCCUGCUCAUUCCUUUCCUAUGCUCCUCCUCUCCUUCCUUCACUCCCUCAAGCUGGUCUCUUAGAAAUUGAAGUUAUCAUUUCUUUAUCAAGUAUCUGCUUCACUCACCCCCUCCAAAUGUUCAAUGAUCCUCAAGUUUAUAGCUAUCUCAUCUUUCUGUGAAGGUGACUAGCAGUGUGAAAUAUCACCUUCUGCAGAGGCAGCAGGGGAAAUGGAUAACAGAAAGAGAAAGGGGUACUGCUGUCUUUACAAUUUUAAGGACAAUUUUUGGUCCAUAACCAUACCCAGGAAAAAAAAAAGCCUUCUGUAGUGAUGUCAGAUUUUCCCACUCCCUUGAACUGAUAAAAUUCCACCCCCACAAUGUAAAGGAGGAACUCUGGGUUCCCCCUGUGCUGAAGAUUCUACCCACCAAAAGAAGAGGUCUUUUUACUUCAGAACUAGAAUUAGGAUCACUUAGCUUUUUCUGGAGCUAAACCUAGAAUGGUCAUCCAAAAGGAAAAAAACCUUCUUUUCCCAAGAGUUGGAUUUGGCCAUAUUCUCUGAGUGGUAAGAUGGUACCCAGCCAUAGCAGGGAGAUGGACUCCUGUGUUUGUCAAGCUCAAGAGAGGUUAAAUCCCAGAAUCCAAAGCAGGUGGCCCUGUCAGUGUCUUUCCUCUGAUAUCACUGUCCUGUCUUUAUUUUCCUGUGUGAGAUCACCCCUGGGCUUACUGCAUGUGUUCUGCAUGCCCUAAUCCCUUACGCUUUAGAGGCCAGGGACAGCUCCAGCCUCUAUUGCUUCUGCCCUUCAGCACGGACUGUUCUCCAUAUCACGGAAUUGGCAAAAGUGUCCCUUUCUGGCACCCAAGCCCUUCAUAUUGCUGCCCUUUGUCCCAUAUAUGUACAGCUUAGCUUUAGGGUGAAAUCUGGAGCACAGAGCCACAGGUUAUGUACAUCAUGUGAAUAAUGACUUUUCUAUUGGAGAUGGCCUCGGUUUCCAAGCCUGAAAGUCUCUCCUUCUAGUCCCAGCAGCCCAUGGCAUAUGUGCUGCCCUUAUUGGGGUUGAUGAGCUUAGGCAUGCCCUUUUUGCUUGUUUUCUUACCACCUCUCCUUCCCAAUGCAUCUUUUUUUUCUCCCCCCACCCCUCACCCCCUGUCUUUCUCCUUUGACUUUUUUUUUUUUUAAGAGAGAUAGAGACUUUCUGACUCAUCCUUUCCUGUGCCAAAGCAAAAGGUGGCAGGAGGUGGGAGCUGAGGGGUGAGGGGCAGGGGCAGAAAUUGGUGACUGCCCCUCAUCAUCACUUUGAUUCUUCACAGUGACAGAUAUGAUUUAUUUAUUUUGGUUAAAAAACAAACAGCUUUUCAUUGUAUUUGGCUUCACCAAUAAAAUAAGAAGUUAUCCUUGG
This is a messenger RNA of Monodelphis domestica (gray short-tailed opossum), 4979 nucleotides long. Lineage: Eukaryota; Metazoa; Chordata; Mammalia; Didelphimorphia; Didelphidae. The record is from RefSeq and is a predicted model, not a curated record.